CCGGUGCAUUUAAUCGCCAGUGGCCACCUAGCUCUCUCGCGGCGCUGCCGGCCGACUAUCUAUAUCCAGGAGGGCAUCCUCUCGCGAUCUCUGCUUCGGCCGGCGCGUCCACCUGUUCGGAGCUCGAGAAGGACCGAGCGCGACUUCGAAGAGGUAGACGAGAUGGAGGACGACGUCGCCGACGAGUCGGGCACCACGGUGGAGCUGUACAUCUACGACCUGACGAAGGGGAUGGCCGCCAGCAUGUCGCACUUCCUCAUAGGUCGACAACUGGACGGGAUAUGGCACACGGCGGUGGUCGCCUACGGAAGGGAGUACUUCUUCGGGCCUUCCGGUAUCCAGAGCGUAAGGCCGGGCGGCACCGAGCUCCGGGAACCGCAGAGGGUCGAGAGGAUCGGCGAGACCUUCCUGCCCUACUCCGUCUUCUUCGAGUACAUCAACGGCCUGGGCACCUCCAAGUUCGCGCCCGGGACGUACAACAUCUUCAAGCACAACUGCAACUGCUUCUCGGAGGAGCUGACCAACUUCCUGGUGGGCAAGGGCAUCCCGAAGUACAUCCUCGACUUGCCGGAAGAGAUACUUCAGACGCCCGUUGGACAAGCGUUACUUCCUCUGAUAGACACUUUGAGUAACUCAGCCAACACAGGAUUCACAGUUGGUAACAGAUUCGUCGAAGCCAGGAUCCACAGAGAAGCUUCACCGGAGUUUCAGCUCCUCAACGACGAGAUAGAGGAGGCGAGGUUAAACUCCGUUGCCUUGGAGGAAAGGAGAAACAACAGCAGGGAGAAGCGAGCGAACAAGGAGCUUAAGAAGAAGAAGAAGAAAAAGAAGAAGAAGGAAAAGGACCGACCCGGGGACGAGAGCGGCAACAACAGCAACAGCACCGGUCCCAGCAACUGCGCCGACAUGGCCGAGACCGAAAGCGCCAUGACCGAGCCACAGUCGACGAACGGCGACGUGGGGGAGGAGUUGCUGCCCUCGGAGAGGGUCUUGCAGAUGGAGGCCGAGGAAAGGCGCGAGCAAGAGGAGAGGAAGCGCCAGAGGGAUCCUCCGAUAGUCUUCAGGGACCUCCUCGACGCGCAGACGGAGUUCGACGCGCUCUCUGGACUCCUGGAGGGGAAGCUAACGGCCGAGGAGAGGACGAGUCUCGGCGAGCUGCGCCAGUACGUCCUCGAGGACGAGGGUUCCUGGGCCCUCGGGGACAACUUCCUCGCCUUCGUCGGACGAAUUCUGUACGACGAUACCCUGGACACGGCGGUCAGGGUGAAGCUUCUCAGCGUCCUCGCGGUGGCGGCCCUCAAGGACGACGUGAUCCUUCUGCUGCACCAGGACAGACGGGAGCACGUCAUCAUGAACUAUGCCUUUGACAUAGACCGGCAUCCGCACGAGGAACAGCUCCCACUGGCACUAUUCUUGACGAACAUGUUCGAGAACCCGAGCAGCUCGGAAUGGCUGCUCUACAUCUCAGAGUGGCAGCAUCGUAAUCAGAGCAUCAGCAACAUCCGGGUGACGACGAAGGUGGCGGUGCAUUCGCUGCUUUCGGACUCUACCGAGCUCCAGGAACGCGGUGCCGCUAUUAUCCACAACCUCGCCACCAAGGAGAAAAUGCACAAAAGCAAAAAGCUCCGCCAGCUUUUACCGAGAGGCAGCGUUUCCAAGGUGUUCGACGACGUCGCCGUGGAGUUGACGAUGGCCCUCCUCCAGUACUUCAACAACGACCCCCCUGAAGAGCAGCUCUAUGCGUGCAUGAAGUCGCUGUCUCGUUUCACGCUUAUCAGCGGCCAGGAGGUGCCCCAGCUGAUACAGAUGAUCGGUCCCGAGCCCAACAAAUUCCGUGGAGCCUCCCAGAGGGUCGACGAGCUCAUCGACCAGGUCAACAAGAAGCUGCGCUAGAAGAGCCUCUUCAGGGCUGGACCAACCGGACUUUCCUGUGAACCCGUAGAGUCUUUUAUGAAAUGUGACGACAGGAAACGAAGGAUGUCAUCACGGACCUAGGACGCCGAUGCGGCCACGAGGACGGAACCGAAACUUCUUUUCUUCUCGCGCUCCCUUUUUCUAUUCAUUAUAAAGUGUCUGGAGUAGGAAGACAGAUGAAACGUAAGAGAGAGGACGGAGAGUUCAUUUCCUCGCCAUCUCUCAUUACGUAAAAAGGGUUGCGCGACGUCACACGGCGACACCCUACACACUGUUAAAGGAAGUAUCCUAAUUUUAUAACACGUUUUUAACACCUUUCAUAAAUUCAGCACGACGUUGUAAAAUCAUAAAUCUAUAUAGUUUAUAAUAAACGUAAAGUAAUUCACUUUUAAGCCGUGGAACGUAUAAUUUAAUAGUAUCCUUAGUGUCAAUUAGAAUCAUUUGAAACUCCAGGACGUGUAUAUUACAGUGACCCUAAGGAAGAGCGCGAUAACCAUGAGAUAUCAUUUCUCGGCAAAAAAUUCUUUACUUAUCCCAGACAAGAGCCAAGAAUACAUAUUCUCUCUUUUUUUUUUUAAUCAAAUUACACGAGCAUUGCGCUCUUUCUUAGGGCCUCCAUAAAUUAUGUGGUGCGCCCCAGUUUGGAAAAAAAAAAAACCAGUUUUAUAAACAUUUUGAUGUUUUGAUAUAUACUAAACGACCCUGUCGUAACACCUUAAUAUGCGAGGACACGCAGUGCAAUAAACACUCUCAUUGUACAUUA
Orussus abietinus is the source of this 2677-nucleotide messenger RNA. RefSeq lists its product as uncharacterized. NCBI's taxonomy places the organism in Eukaryota, Metazoa, Arthropoda, Insecta, Hymenoptera, Orussidae. The record is from RefSeq and is a predicted model, not a curated record. Gene Ontology annotation, biological process: protein modification by small protein removal. The transcript is spliced from 12 exons. Gene Ontology annotation, molecular function: peptidase activity. The coding region runs from base 163 to 1893 and encodes 576 amino acids.